Molecule: messenger RNA, 959 nt
Organism: Andrographis paniculata
Lineage: Eukaryota; Viridiplantae; Streptophyta; Magnoliopsida; Lamiales; Acanthaceae
Product: protein LIGHT-DEPENDENT SHORT HYPOCOTYLS 10-like
Exons: 2
Coding region: 86-628 (180 amino acids)
Biological process (GO): response to light stimulus; mRNA transcription
Cellular component (GO): nucleus
Source: RefSeq, a predicted model, not a curated record
UCUACCCUUCGGUUCCCUUCAGCUCCGCCAUCUCUCUCAUCUUCCCAACACUCACAAAAUAUAUAUAAAAAAAAAAAAAGGAAAAAUGAAUUCUCCGGCGGCAAUCAUACCCACCGAUUCCGGCGACGUCCAUAACGGCUCCGCCAGCACCCACCCGCCGCCGCCGCAGCUGAGCCGAUACGAGUCGCAGAAGAGGCGCGACUGGAACACCUUCGGACAAUACCUCAAAAACCAGCGGCCGCCGGUGGCGCUGUCGCAGUGCAAUUGCAACCACGUGCUGGAGUUCCUCCGGUACCUCGACCAGUUCGGCAAGACUAAGGUUCACCUGCAUGGUUGCGCCUUCUUCGGGCAGCCGGAUCCUCCGGCGCCGUGCACCUGCCCGCUCCGGCAAGCCUGGGGCAGCCUCGACGCCUUGAUCGGACGCCUCAGAGCCGCCUACGAAGAGCACGGCGGCUCGCCGGAGACGAACCCCUUCGGCAACGGCGCGAUUCGCGUGUUUCUCCGGGAAGUGAAGGACUGUCAGGCAAAGGCCAGAGGGAUUCCUUAUAAGAAGAAGAAGAAGAGGAAGAUCAAUCAUCCAAUCAACGGUCACGAUCAUCUCAUCAAAUCUUCCAAGCACUUGAAUUGAAAAAACUACAGGAGUAUAAUAUACUAAACAAGAUGCAUGUAAUGCAUGGAUGGAACAAGAAGCUAGGGUUGCCAUGUUAUUCAUUCAAGAAUAUUCCGGGGCAAGCCAAGGGUUAGAUACCUCCACCAUUUCCUUUGCUGCAGCCAUAUAUAUAGAUAUAUAUAUAUAUAUAUAGAGAGAGAGAGAGAGAGAGAGAUACAAUGUCCUAUAUAUGUUAGAAUUUUAGGUCUGUUGUAAGUGCCGCUGUAAUAGACAUGCAUGAAACUUGUAUAAUUCGAGUCGAUGAGGUUUAUAACACUCUUUUCACAAUUGAAAUACUUUGUUAUAUUAU